GACGAACGCGCGAUAUUUGAUAAAAUAUGACGUCGUGUGUGCAGUCAUGCGCGUGUUACUGCAAAGUUUCGGGAGGGGAAAAAAAUGAAAAAAAAAAAAACGAAACGUACCAGACGGUGAAAGUGAUCGGUGGAGGUGGUCACCAACACCCCUCUCAAGAAAUGUGUGAUCCGACGGUUCAAUCGUGUGUGUACCUGUCACCCGUAAGCUGUGCCCUAUCCUCCACACACCUGUACAACAUGCGCAUACAUCGAUACGUGUUUAAUCACGUACGCGCAUACGCAUCUGUACGUUGUGGAAAGUUGAAUAUUGAAUGGGGAUCGUGGUGUAUUAUUAUGACAGCAUUCACUUAGACGCGAUACUUGUCUCUCUAGAUACAAUAUUGUAAUGAUACGUUAUAAAAAUAAUGAACUAUUACCUUUAUAUCGUUU
This is a messenger RNA of Sipha flava (yellow sugarcane aphid), 431 nucleotides long. RefSeq lists its product as uncharacterized. Lineage: Eukaryota; Metazoa; Arthropoda; Insecta; Hemiptera; Aphididae. The coding region runs from base 27 to 353 and encodes 108 amino acids. The transcript is spliced from 3 exons. The record is from RefSeq and is a predicted model, not a curated record.